AUGUUAACGAACAAUUAAUAUCCCUAACUUCCUGUUCAAUCUGUUUUGUACUAAUAAUAGACGUAAACAAAUUAGAGGCUGCCUCCUUAGCAAUUUUAAUCACCCAUCUAAAUGAAGAUGAUAUCACCGUAACCUUCAAUGGUAUAUUAAUAACAGGCAGCAUAGAGUUAGAUGUAUACAUAAUCAAAUCAACAUAUAAAAACUAUCUAAUAACACCACAUGUAUAUUAACAAUAAAUUUAAAUAGGCAUCACACUCAUGAAUAUAAAAUACCUUAAUAUCAACAACCAAUAGUUGCACCUCCAUAAUAAACUAUAAUUGCUCAACCUCAAUAACCUAUUGUUGCUGCUCCUCCUCCUCCUUAGUAACCUGAAAUUAAUGAGAUGUAUCAUGUUGAAAGAGAAUUGCAAGUCCUCUCUGUUGAAGAUGUUGAAGAGCCAUGGAAAAAGAAAUGCGUUGAAUUAGAAAUAAAAAUAUUCGAUUUGCAAACGGAAUUAGCCAGAUAUAAGAAUUAAGGAUAAGAAUUGAAGGUGACCUCAAAUGAAGAAUUUUAAGUUAGAGAAUUGGAAGCAAAAAUCAAAAUGAUGAAGGACAUCGAAGAUGGCUUGAGAAAAGAAAUAGAAAGUCAAUAAAGUGAAAUCGACUCUUGGAGAUAGAGAUAUUCAAAAUUGCAAUUAGAGUUUCAACAAUUACUUUAAGGAGGGGAAGAAGUCAGAUAAUUAAGAGAUGCUUUAGCAGAAAAAGAAAGGUAAAUCUUGAAAUUGGAAAAUGCAUUAAAUUCGUAAAAUGUGGAAAUGCAAAAUUACAUGAGAUUAAUUUAGUAAGUUUUUCAAGCUAUAUAUUAGGAAUAAAGAUUAAGAAAUUGCAUAAUAUAAAUAGAUGAUUCGUCAAUUAGAACAAGAAAUGAGUGAAUUUCAAUAAACCACAGAGAAAAUGAAAUAUUAUUCCAACGAGGCAGAUAUUUGGAAAGAAAGAUUCAUGAAAGCAAAUUAAGAUUUUCAUACUGCUUAAGAGUAAUGGAUGAUGGCAUAAGCUGAAUUGGAUUCUUUGAAAAAAUAAAAAACCAUUACUACAACUGAAAAAACUACCACUGUUUAAUAAACGAAUACAAGAGCUAGUAGAACUGGUGGUCGUUAAUAUUGA
This is a messenger RNA of Paramecium octaurelia, 1142 nucleotides long. The record is from the annotation of a GenBank genome assembly. NCBI's taxonomy places the organism in Eukaryota, Ciliophora, Oligohymenophorea, Peniculida, Parameciidae.